This is a messenger RNA of Lathyrus sativus (Indian pea), 1038 nucleotides long. The record is from the annotation of a GenBank genome assembly. NCBI's taxonomy places the organism in Eukaryota, Viridiplantae, Streptophyta, Magnoliopsida, Fabales, Fabaceae.
AUGGACCACAUCGCCGAUGCACAACGCACCGAUUUGAUGACCAUAACCCGUUUCGUUCUCAACGAACAAUCAAAGCACCCUGAGUCACGCGGCGAUUUCAGCAUCUUGCUCAGUCACAUUGUUCUUGGAUGCAAAUUCGUUUGUUCUGCUGUUAAUAAGGCUGGUCUUGCUAAGCUCAUUGGACUUGCUGGAGAGACUAAUGUGCAGGGUGAAGAACAGAAGAAGCUGGAUGUUCUUUCCAAUGAUGUGUUCAUCAAGGCUUUGAAAAGCAGUGGCAGAACAUGCAUCUUGGUUUCUGAAGAAGAUGAGGAGGCAAUAUUUGUGGAUCCCUCGCAACGUGGAAAGUACUGUGUUGUUUUUGAUCCAUUGGAUGGCUCCUCCAACAUUGAUUGUGGUGUUUCCAUUGGAACUAUUUUUGGGAUUUAUAUGAUGAAAGAUAACCAUGAACCAGUCAUAGAAGAUGUCCUGCAACCUGGGAAGAACAUGUUGGCAGCUGGUUAUUGCAUGUAUGGAAGCUCUUGCACGCUUGUGAUAAGCACUGGAAGUGGUGUUAAUGGUUUCACCCUUGACCCUUCUCUCGGUGAAUUCAUCCUAACUCACCCUGACAUUAAGAUCCCAAAGAAAGGUAAGAUUUAUUCAGUGAAUGAAGGGAAUGCCAAGAAUUGGGAUGGCCCUACUGCCGCUUAUGUGGAGAAAUGCAAGUUCCCCACAGAUGGUUCAUCAGCAAAGUCUCUAAGAUAUAUUGGAAGUAUGGUAGCUGAUGUUCAUCGCACAUUGCUUUAUGGAGGUGUCUUUUUGUACCCUGCUGACAAAAAGAGUCCAAGUGGAAAACUUCGUGUAUUGUAUGAAGUCUUCCCAAUGUCCUUCUUGUUGGAACAGGCCGGAGGACAGUCUUUCACCGGCAAGCAAAGGGCACUUGAUUUAAUUCCAACAAAACUUCAUGAACGGUCUCCGAUAUUUCUUGGUAGCUAUGACGAUAUUGAAGAAAUCAAAGCUCUGUAUGCUGCAGAAGAGGAAACAAAAUGUGAAGGAUAUUAA